ACAUUAUUUGUGUGCACAUGGUCUGGCCAUCUUCCUAUUAAAUUUGCACUGUUCAGUGUUCAUCAUCACCAUGUUUCGGAGUCACCGACAACAACAAGAGCAGGAGCAUCAUGAGCUGCAUCCUGAAUCUAAGAUCAAUGAGCUUAGAUCGGCUCUUGGUCCCCUUUCGGGUCGCAGCUUAAUAUACUGCACGGAGGCAUGCUUAAAACGAUAUUUGGAAGCUAGAAACUGGAACAUAGACAAGGCGAAAAAGAUGUUGGAAGAGACGUUAGCGUGGAGAUCAACAUACAAGCCAGAAGAAAUCCGUUGGCAUGAGAUUGCUGCCGAAGGUGUAACCGGGAAAGUAUUCAGAUCAAAUUUUCACGACCGUUUUGGACGAACCGUCUUGAUAAUGAAACCGGGACUGCAGAACACAUCAGGAAUGGACAACCAGAUAAGACAACUGGUGUACCUGAUCGAAAACGCCAUCCUUAAUCUCCCAGAAGGCCAGGAAGAAAUGGUGUGGUUGAUAGAUUUCACCGGCUGGUCUUUCAGCACCAGCGUACCGGUUAAAACUUCACGCGAGACAAUAAACAUACUACAAAACCACUAUCCACAGAGGCUAGCCGUGGCUUUCCUCUACAGCCCCCCACACAUUUUUGAAGCACUUUGGAAGAUGGUUAAGUACUGGUUGGAUCCAAAAACGUUCCAGAAGGUUAAAUUUGUGUAUCCGAAGAACAAAGAAAGCGUGGAGAUCAUGCAAUCAUGUUUUGAUGCGGAUAAUCUCCCAACUGAAUUUGGCGGGAAGGCUACUAUGAAGUAUGAUCAUGAGGAGUUUUCGAAACUAAUGGUCCAGGAUGAUCUCAAAACCGCUAAAUUCUGGGGUUUGGACCAGACGAUCGAUGGGAAUGCUGAAAAAGAGUCCUAGUCUCAUGUUUAGCUUAAUAGACGAAACAGCUUAAGCAAGGCUAGAUUAGAUGUUUGGUUUGAAUUUUUUCCUGAAUUUUGUUUGAUACUUUUACUAUACCUAAAUAAAAGUUUAGGCUCGGUUGGUGUA
This is a messenger RNA of Helianthus annuus (common sunflower), 1036 nucleotides long. Its product is annotated as phosphatidylinositol transfer protein 3. NCBI's taxonomy places the organism in Eukaryota, Viridiplantae, Streptophyta, Magnoliopsida, Asterales, Asteraceae. The coding region runs from base 71 to 907 and encodes 278 amino acids. Gene Ontology annotation, molecular function: phosphatidylinositol transfer activity. The record is from RefSeq and is a predicted model, not a curated record. The transcript has 6 exons.